Acanthochromis polyacanthus (spiny chromis) is the source of this 2960-nucleotide messenger RNA. Its product is annotated as protocadherin gamma-C5-like. The transcript has a single exon. Gene Ontology annotation, biological process: homophilic cell-cell adhesion. The coding region runs from base 462 to 2960 and encodes 832 amino acids. Lineage: Eukaryota; Metazoa; Chordata; Actinopteri; Pomacentridae. The record is from RefSeq and is a predicted model, not a curated record. Gene Ontology annotation, cellular component: plasma membrane. Gene Ontology annotation, molecular function: calcium ion binding.
CUUCUGGUCAGUAUUUAUAGCAGCUGUGACCAAUGAAAAUAGCAUGUCCAAUGGAUUUUUGCCUCUUCAUAUAAGUCCUUUUUCACGUCUUCAUCUUUUUUUAUUAUUUUUUUAUUUUCUAUCACACAAACUGACUCUUCACUCAGUAUGUCAUGUUUCUAUUGCAACAGAGGUGGUGCAGAAGCAUCAGCAGCAAUGUUGGUGCUCUGUGAUUGGAUAGUAAAGAAAGAUGCUGUGAACCAAUAGCAAACAGAACUGUACAAAGCGAUCUAGUCCAUCCCCCAUUCAGUCUCAGCACGGUAACCCUCACAGUACUCAGAAGUGGAGAGGAUAUGCGGUUAUCAGAAGGUUUCAGGAAUUUAAGGUUUUGUAAAUAUCAUGCUUUCCUGGACGAAUUUAUGAUGGAGUUUUCCUUCUCGCUCUGGAAUUAAUGUCGGGCUGGUUAUGUGAACAAUAUAUCGAUGGGAAAUAUAACAUGUUCUGAAAGACCGGGGAUGACAAAGAGAAUCAGAUACCGAGACUGGAGAUGGCAGGCGCUUUGGUGGCAUCAUUUCUUUCUCUUGUGGAGUACAAUAGACGGACAGACUCGUUACAGCAUCCCGGAGGAACUCAAACGGGGAUCAGUGGUAGGAAAUUUAGCCAAAGAUCUUGGUUUGGGGCUCUCGGACAUUUUUGACCGUAAGCUGCGUGUCGCCUCUGAGGCUGGUGAGCAGUAUUUCAGUGUGGAUGCGGGGAAGGGCGAGCUGGUGGUGAAUGACAGAAUAGACAGAGAGGCUUUAUGCGGACAAAGCACCAGCUGUGUGUUGCCUCUGCAAGUAGUAAUAGAGAAUCCACUACAUCUAUAUCGUAUAGAGGUGGAAAUAAAAGACGUCAAUGACAAUUCUCCCAGUUUUCUGAGCAAAGAAAAGAAUUUGAAAAUUGCAGAGAUGACAGCAGUGGGUACUCGCUACCCUUUGGAGAGCGCACAGGACCUCGACGUGGGCAGUAAUUCACUUAAAUCUUACAGUCUCAGCAAAGACGAGUGUUUUAGUUUAAAAAUUAAAGAACUAGCUAAUGGAAGAAAAGUGCCAGAGCUUGUAUUAGAAAAACCGCUUGACAGAGAAAAACAAAGCGUCCAUCAGUUGCUGUUGACAGCGUUAGAUGGAGGCAAUCCUGUCAAAACUGGAACAUCACAAAUCAUAGUGACUGUCUUAGACAACAACGACAAUGCCCCUACUUUCAAAAAACCAUUAUAUAAAAUAACUGUGCCCGAAAACAGUCAAAGUGGCUCCAUGCUCACAAAGGUAGAAGCAACAGACCCAGACGAAGGUGUUAAUGGAGAAAUUGAAUAUUCUUUUGCUGACCACACACCGGAGACCCUGAUGUCUUAUUUUCAGAUAAACUUGGCAACAGGAGAAUUUUUUCUAAUAGGACAAUUAGAUUAUGAAAACAGCGCAGUACAUGAAAUAGAUAUAACUGCUAAAGAUAAAGGCAUUCCUGAAAUGGAAGGCCACUGCCGGGUGCAAGUAGAAGUAUUAGACAUAAAUGAUAAUGCUCCAGAAAUUGUUCUAACUUCAAAACCGAGCCAGGUGCCUGAAGACGCACCAAGUGGAACAGUGGUAGCUUUGCUCACUGCCCGAGACCUGGACUCUGGCGACAAUGGAAAAGUGACAUUACAUCUCCCCAGGGGUUCUCCUUUUAAUCUAAAACCUUCUUUUUCUAAUAAUUACGCACUAGUUACUGUCGGUGCGUUAGACAGAGAACGUUUCUCAGAGUAUGAUGUUGAGAUAACAGCGAAUGAUUCAGGCUCCCCUCCUCUGUCAACUAAAAAGACUAUUAAUGUCUCCAUUACUGAUGUGAAUGAUAAUCCACCUGUAUUCACUCAGCCCACAUAUGCUGUUUAUUUAAAAGAGAACGGAGUACCAGGUUCUAUACUGUACUCCGUAUCAGCCUCUGACCUGGAUUUUGGAGAAAACGCGAAAAUCUCUUACUCCAUUCUGGACUCUAAAGUGCAGGACGUUUCUGUCUCGUCUUAUGUUUACAUCAACUCAGAUAACGGCAGCAUCUACAGCAUGCACUCGUUUGACUAUGAGAAGCUGAAGGUGUUUCAGAUUCAGGUUCAAGCAAAGGAUCAGGGCUCUCCGUCUCUCAGCAGCAACGCCACUGUCCAUGUUUUCAUCCUGGACCAGAACGACAAUGCCCCCUCUGUUAUUUACCCCUCCUCCGCUGCCCUGGGCUCCCUCUCUCAUCAGAGGAUGCCUCGCUCGGCCAAAUCGGGUCACCUGGUUACCAAGGUGACGGCUGUGGACGCUGACUCGGGCCACAACGCGUGGAUCUCGUACAAAUUGUCGGAGGCCACAGACGCGUCUCUGUUCACUGUCAAUCAGUACACAGGGGAGGUGAGGACUAAACGCGCUGUGUCCGAGCAGGACGACUCCUCUCAGAGGCUGCUGAUAGAGAUCAAGGACGACGGGGAGCCGGUCCAGUCCGCCACCGUCACGGUGUCCAUCCUGCUGGAGGACGGUCUCCAUGAGCCCAUCUUAGACCUGAGACACAAAUCUGUGGAGCCGAGCAAGAAAACUGGGAGAAUCACCCUUUAUUUGAUUCUGUCUCUGGCCUCGGUGUCCGUGCUGUCUGUGGUGACUUUUGUCAUCUUGGCGGUGAAAUGCAUGAGGAGCAGCAGGAACAGCGGUAGUUGCUGCAUGAGACGCAGCGACUGUGAUGAUUACAAGAACCCGAACAGGAACCUGCAGAUUCAGCUCAACACUGAUGGACCUAUAAAGUACGUGGAGGUCCUGGGAGGAGACAUGUUGUCUCAGAGUCAGUCGUUCAGGUCGUGUAUGUCUCCGAUGUCAGAGUACAGUGAUUUCACUUUGAUUAAGCCCAGCAGCACCACAGACUUUAAGGAGGUGAUCAGUGUUCUGGAUGCGUCUUUACCGGACAGCACCUGGACCUUUGAGAGCCAGCAGGUGAGCAGAUGA